Messenger RNA from Ruditapes philippinarum (Manila clam), 3880 nucleotides. Its product is annotated as digestive cysteine proteinase 1-like. The record is from RefSeq and is a predicted model, not a curated record. Lineage: Eukaryota; Metazoa; Mollusca; Bivalvia; Venerida; Veneridae. Gene Ontology annotation, cellular component: lysosome. Gene Ontology annotation, molecular function: cysteine-type endopeptidase activity. The transcript has 10 exons. Gene Ontology annotation, biological process: immune response. The coding region runs from base 106 to 1776 and encodes 556 amino acids.
ACCACCACAAAAAAAUGCUGAUUUACGGUAUCAGGAUGUCACGUGACGAUGUAAUGACUCAUGUGACUUAAUUGUAAGUCAUGUGAUAUCAAAUUAUUACAAAAAAUGGCGGCUUGCAAGACGGGAGUAAUUUUAUCGGCACUGGCUUUCUUUGGAAUAUGCUAUGGGUUGCCUAGCAUAGUAGAAGUGAGAGAAGAUCCACCAGUAUGGGGUGAGGUAUACAGUGUACAGGGUAUGCUACAGCUUCCAUAUGCAGAAAUUAACGAACCUUUCUCCAGCUGGUAUGACUCAACAAAGAAAAGGAGUAGGAUUGACUACUAUGGAGGUAUGGUCAUGACUAUACAAAGAGCAGACCUUGGUCAGUAUGGGGAGGGUUAUAAAGUUGCCCCACUGUCAACAUACAAAGUUCGAAACUUGAUGAGCUGUUUCAAUAUGCCAGGAUUCUCUGAGGCCCCCGUAGACAUACAGGUCACACUCCCAGAUCUUACUGGAUUUCAGAAAGAACCUGAGCAGCAGAUAAUUGAUGGCAAAUCUUGCGAUGUUUGGAGAAUGGUGGACAAAGAAAACCACAAGACAAACACAUAUACAAUGUGGGUCACCCCAGAGACUAAUUUUCCAGUGCGUUACGAGAUGAUGGGCUUUGAUUCACUACUUGGUUCACAUUACGAUAAAUACAUCAUUGAUUACUCCCAGUAUAACAAAUCUCCUAUACCAGAAACCACCUUUGAAACACCAGCAAACCUAACAUGCGGAGAUUUCCCAGGACCUGGUGAUUCGGUGCACAGAGUUCUCAAUAACCCUAUGGGUGAGUUUAUGAAUCACCAUGUGGACCCUCACCAUGACGACCAUAUUGUCACGAUGUUUGAGCAGUUUAAGAUCACACAUAAACCAGUCUAUGCUCAUGACAAAGAGCAUGCUCAGAGAUUACAUAACUUCAGACAGAAUGUCAGAUAUGUGCAUUCUAAGAACAGACAAGGUUUGACGUACAGACUGGCUCUAAAUCAUCUGUCAGAUAAAAGUCAAAGGGAGCUGAAGCUACGUAAUGGGUACCGACAUACAGCCGGAGACCAUGGUGCACAGGUGUUUGAUAAAUCUACCAUCAACCCUAGGGAUGUACCAGAGUCUAUUGACUGGAGAACCAUUGGUGCUGUAACUCAGGUAAAGGACCAGGGUGUGUGUGGAUCAUGCUGGAGUUUUGGAACAGUUGGUGCUAUAGAAGGUGCUUAUUUUGUCAAGUACGGUGAACGAAAAAGGUUUUCUCAGCAACAGUUGAUAGAUUGCUCUUGGGGUGAGGGAAAUAACGGAUGUGAUGGUGGGGAAGAUUUCAGAUCAUACAUGUAUGUAAUGAAGACUGGUGGUCUCACAACUGAAGAAAUUUAUGGCCAGUAUUUGGCUCAGGACGGUUACUGCCAUGACGACAAAGCUCCGAGUAUGGUGAAAUUGACUGGUUACACAAAUGUCACAGCUUAUGACCAGGAGGCCUUGACCUUUGCCAUUGCCAGCAAGGGACCAGUCUCAGUUGCCAUUGAUGCCUCCCAUAAGUCCCUGUCGUUUUAUGCUGACGGUGUUUACUUUGAGCCAGAAUGUGGAAGCAAGCCAGAUCAGUUGGACCAUGCAGUGUUAGCGGUCGGCUACGGGGAAAUGGGUGGUCAGAAAUACUGGCUCAUCAAGAAUUCAUGGUCGACGUACUGGGGAAAUGACGGAUAUGUUCUCAUGUCACAGAAAGACAACAACUGUGGUGUCGCAACUGCCCCUACUUUCGUAACUCUUGCAUAAAUUAUGUUAAUCUAAUUUACUGAAAAGAAAUUAUAUAAGAAAACAGCUAAAAUGUACAAUGUUAAAAUGUAUCUUCUUUUAAGCAUUGUUGUAAUUAAUAUGUAUCACAUUUUUUUUUUCAAAUCAAGAAAACCUGCUUAGUCCUUUUAUAUUAUAAAAAUACCCAAAAAUUUAAAUAUUUAAAGACUCAUUGUAAAAUUAUACAUCAACUUUUGACUUGGAGCUAUGUGUUUGACACAUUUGUUUUCUUCAAUAAAAUUGUUAUUAAAUCAUAAGCAUUCCAAAAAAUUGUUCCAUAACAUGUGAAUAUAAUAAAAAUAGUGUUGAAAUAAGUGCUUUUUGAAAUGUUUUAAAAUAUGUGCUUUUCACUCUGAAUAUUAGAAUUGUUUGUAGUCCCUUGUCCCGACAUGUGUGUGUAAGUGUGUGAAGUACAUAUCAUGGGUAUGUAAAAUAGAAGUGCUGUAAUAUUUGCAUUUUACCCCUUUAAGUCAUUCUUAUUUGGCUUUUAUUUUUCUACUUUUGACAAAUUGAUUUCCGUAUGUUUGUGAUUUGGAUAGGAUUGAAAGAUGUAAAUAAAAAGUAGAAAAUGCAAAUAAAAACUGUAAAUUGGAUAUUUCUUUUGUAAGAUCUUAUCAUAUUUGGUUUGUUGGAUACAAAACAACAGGAAGUUGGCGUUCAGCAAAAGAUAAUGCUCAAACAAAUUUUUGUUCUUCAUUUCAAGAAAUGGAAAUGUAUUCUUUAUCAACAUGUUAGGCAUGUAAAUAUGAUAGUUUUGUAUACAUGGUCAAGUAAAUGUUCUGGGAUUAAACAUGAUAAAAUAAAUAUUUGUGUUUAAAGAUAUAAAUUAUGCUCAAUUUGGGAUGGGGACGUGAAGUCUCUUUAUUAACUGUUAGGGAGGUGUGCCUCAGUGGAUGGGAUGGUGUAAUGUAAAUGUGAUAUUUUUUCAUUUUUUUUUUCAGAAACAAUUUACUUGUAAAUAUAACUUUUGAGGGUGUUUAAAGUGUCAUACUUUGUAAGGGACAUUUACAUGCACUUUUGAUCGUGCAAUCAAAGUCAUAUUGUGUAAUUUAUCUUAAACACAUAUUAUUUGUUAAUUGUUUCUGAUUUACAUGAGAUUAUGUAUUUAUUCCUACAUGCUAUGCAAAUUUAUUGAUAAUGAACAACACUUAUGUACUGCUUUGUUAUUUUCUGUUGACAUACUAAUUUUUGCACAUGUAUGUUACUGUAUUCUAUUAAACAGUGAAAAAUUGUUGAAAAUAACAGUCAUUAUUCAUUUAUAAUCAAAUGAAAAAUAUUUUUGUGUAGUACAGUGCAACUUGUACAUGUGAUACUAGGAUUGAUGCGCUAAAUAUAAUACAAUAUGUAUUAAAUCAAAGCUGUUAUAAAAACAAGGCUAAAUCAUAAAUAUGUUCAAUUUUGAUAAAAUGUUUCUUUGGCAAAUUUUUUAGUCAGUGUCUGAUAUUAAUGAGGUCCCAGUGGUUUCAAGGUUUUAUUUUGAAUUUAAUUUCCAUGGCAGUGCAUUUAAGAUUAAGUAAGUCUCAUUUUGGGGUUAAAGCCAUAUUUGAGAACUUGUUUGGAGGUAAUAUAUCCAUAUCACAUAUGUCAUUUUGAGGUUUUUUUAUAGUUAAUCUAGAGAUAUUAUUUUUAUUAAAGCAAAAAUGAGAGAUCUUAUUUUGAGGUAAUAGCCUUAUCAGAUAUCUCAUUUUGAGGUUAUAGUUAAAUUAGAGAUCUCAUAGCCAUAUCGGAGAUUUCACUUUGAGGUUAUCAGUUAAACAUAUUAUUAUAUGUAUUAUAGAUCUUUUUCAAUAUCAAAAUGUUCUCUUUAAAUUAAUAACUUCCCAUUCUGUACAGUAUAAAAUGAAUCUUUUCAAGAGGCUUUUAUUUUAUCUGAUCCUGGUAAAUAUAGUAUUGUUUCACAGUGUGUAAUAUCAUAAAAUAAUAGAGUGGUCAGUAUGGGCAUAGUGCACAGUACUACAAGUACAUUGUCUGAUAAUUAUUUAAUUUGUCUUGUUACAAUUAAUGAAAAAGUUUAAUAUACAUGUACUAGCUUUGGGUUGAUGGUUAGUAUUUUUGUAAACUUUUUGACAUUAAAGUUAAAAAUAUA